AUGGCUGAAAGUGACAUAGACAGAACCCAAACUGUCAAACUCCUAAAAAGAGUACAGGAACUGGAGCAGGAGGUACAGAGACUUAAAAAAGAACAGGCCAACAACAAAGACUCAACCGUGAGAGAAAAUUCUUCAGGAGCUAGAAAAGCUAAGCGUGCAUUUGAUUUCAGUGCUCAUGGUCGAAGACAUGUAGCUCUAAAGAUAGCCUAUUUGGGCUGGGGAUACCAAGGCUUUGCCAGUCAGGAAAACACAAACAAUACAAUUGAAGAGAAACUGUUUGAGGCUCUAACCAAGACUCGACUGGUAGAAAGCAGACAGACAUCCAACUAUCACCGCUGUGGGCGAACAGACAAAGGAGUCAGUGCCUUUGGACAGGUGAUUUCUCUUGACCUUCGUUCUCACUUUCCAAAGGACAGGGCUUCAGAGGAUUGUAAUUUAAAAGAUGAAGUCAGUGAUGCUGCUAAAGAGAUCCGCUAUACCCACAUUCUCAAUCGGGUACUCCCUCCAGACAUCCGUGUACUGGCCUGGGCCCCUGUGGAACCUAGCUUCAGUGCUAGGUUCAGCUGUCUUGAGCGGACUUACCGCUAUUUUUUCCCUCGUGCUGAUUUAGACAUUGUGGCCAUGAACGAUGCAGCUCAGAAGUAUGUUGGCACACAUGAUUUUAGGAACUUAUGUAAAAUGGAUGUAGCCAAUGGAGUGAUCAAUUUUCAGAGGACUAUUCUGUCUGCUCAAGUACAGCUAGUGGGCCAGAGCCUGGAUAAGGAGAGAUGGCAAGAACCUUUCCAGUUAUGUCAGUUUGAAGUGAUUGGCCAGGCAUUCCUUUAUCAUCAAGUCCGCUGUAUGAUGGCUAUCCUUUUUCUGAUUGGCCAAGGAAUGGAGAAGCCAGAGAUUAUUGAUGAGCUGCUGAACAUAGAGAAAAAUCCCCAGAAACCUCAGUACAGUAUGGCUGUAGAAUUUCCUCUAGUCUUGUAUGACUGUAAGUUUGAAAAUAUCAAGUGGAUUUAUGACCGAGAUGUUCAGGAGUUCAAUGUUACCCACCUACAACAACUAUGGGCUAAUCAUGCUGUGAAAACUCACAUGUUGUAUAGCAUGCUACAAGGACUGGACUGUGUUGCAGUACCCUGUGGGACAGGACCAGAGAUGGAUGGAAUGAUAGAAUGGAGAAAUGUUAAGCCCUCUGUCAUAAAGCAGACCAGUGCCUUUGUAGAAGGAGUGAAAAUGCGCACAUAUAAACCACUAAUGGAUCGUCCUAAAUGCCAAGGAUUAGAAUCCCGGAUCCAGCAUUUUGUACGUAGGGGACGUAUCGAGCACCCACAUUCAUUCCUUGAGGAAGAAACAAAAGCCAAAAGGGACUGUCAUGAUAUAAUGGAGGAAGAAAAUACUCUUUUGGAGAAACCAACAAAGAGAGUCUGUGUUGAUACAGAAAUUAAAAGCAUCAGUUAACCAUAAGAGAAUCUAGGAGGCAACAAGCAGCUAGUGGUAGGUGGAGAGAAAGAAAUACAAGAAAAUAUGUACUACAAGAAGUCCUAAACAUUCAGAUUAUCAGCUCUUUGAAAAAAUAAAACAAGAAACCCCCCCCAAAAAACCCCAAACCAAAAGAACAUUAAGCCCUGUGAAGGAAGCUCCUACCUGAGUAAGAGAAUUCAAACAUUCUCAUUCCUGUCCAAAAGGAUUAAGAGAUGGAAGAAGCAAAAAGCAAUUGUGAAA
This is a messenger RNA of Puma concolor (puma), 1707 nucleotides long. RefSeq names its product pseudouridine synthase 3 (gene PUS3). Lineage: Eukaryota; Metazoa; Chordata; Mammalia; Carnivora; Felidae. Gene Ontology annotation, biological process: tRNA pseudouridine synthesis; mRNA pseudouridine synthesis. Gene Ontology annotation, molecular function: pseudouridine synthase activity; RNA binding. Gene Ontology annotation, cellular component: cytoplasm; nucleus. The record is from RefSeq and is a predicted model, not a curated record.